AUGAGCGAGAAAGCUUUCCCUAGAAAGUACUCGGUAGGAGCUCAGCUAGGUAUAGGUGUUAAGAGUGCUGCUCUUUACAAUCCUAGUAAGGGAAAGAUCGAAAACAGUGAGUACGGAUGGACAGAGGCGUAUGACGAUCAAUUGGCUAUAGACUUGAGUAAGUUGAGAAUCUCUGCCGACCGCUGUAUGGUGGAUGGUUUAUCUCGAACUAUUCAAACAGACGAGGUAAUAGACGAUGGUUAUUUUGUUGACGAUGAGGAUGAUGAAGAAAGUUAUGAAGAUAGCGAAGCUGACGAGCACUGGAAGGAAAUUCUACUUUCGAGGUUAAGUUGGGAGUCCCUGUCGCCUGUUAUUCCCCGCAAUUUCCAGUACUUUAAAGAGGUCGAGCUUAACAGGGAAUACAUGUACGAUAUCAAGAGUAAACUCAAUUCUCCGCACGACUUUGUACCAGGAAAUUUAAUUACAGAUUUGUCUCGAAGUGAUCUAAUCUCUAGUGGGCAAGCCGGGACUCAGUUGAAGACGAAGGGCGCAACCUCCUACGAUCCAACAGUGGGUCCCUUGUUCAUAACUGGCGAAAUCCAGACAAUACCAGAUUUGAGAAAUAACAUCCAGCCACGCCGCAUACUAGUAUAUAGCAGUGGAAAGGCCAAUUCCCUUUUGAACAUCGCUGUGGCGGACGAGAAGAGGAAUGAUAAGGAAAAUGUUUCAUUCGAUCAGAUUAGAAGCUCUUGUUGCGUGGAAAUGGCGUCGGCUAUUAAAAGCGUCAAGAUCUCAAAUUUAUCAGGAAUGCUUGGCAGGAAAAGCGAUUUGAUAGGAGUAAUGACGGAAAGCGACCUUCAUAUGAUAAAGAUUGAGAACAUCAGUUCUCACCAUGACAUAAAAAUAAGCAUGUGUGAGCCACUUCCAUUCAAGCAUUUUGGCGAUUUUCCUUUCGCUGAUUUUGCCUUCAAUCCCUGGGAUCUUCGGCAGUUCGCAGUAGUCGAUGUGAAGGGCAACUUUGGUCUUUGCCAGAUGCCGAAGUCAUUCAAGGCUGGCGGUAGGUGUCAGGUCUCGAAAGACAAUUUUGGUACCAUAUUCGAUCCCGAAGAACUCUCAAAUUGGCGGAGGAUCGAGUGGUCGUCGUCAUUCACAAGGUUACUGGUUAUGGAUAGGUCGAAAUUAAUCGAGCUAGAUCUCGCUCAUGAUUGGGAGCUUGAAAUAAUACAAGCAAAGACGUGGUCGAGAUUACUUGAUUAUCAUAGACUGGACGAUGAUUAUGGUAUUUUACUGACUAGCAGAGAAAUCAUCCUCAUAAGCACGAAACAAAGCAAUGAGCACCUGACCAGAGAGAUAUCUUGGAAGCAUGAUCUGAAUCCCGAAGAUACAACACUAAGGCUUUGCGUGCAAGCCAUUAAGCCGGGCGGGAACAAUCUACUACUUGCCUGCAUCUUUUCGAGAAAUCACUCCCAGAUUUAUGUCCAAUGCUUCUCAUUGAAUGACAGAAAAACCUCCAUAAAAUUAGGAGGGAGCCCUGUUCUUCUACAGGUACCGCACGUUACAGCAGGUCUUAAAGGUGUUUGCCUUUAUGACCGCUCAGUUGAUGACGCAGUCGAGAUUUCAGCAGUCAACUCUCAGCCAAGCAUGCAAUUAAGCAUGUUUAUUAGUGAGACGGAGAGCAGGACAUUCUGGCAUUAUAUUGUGACUAGCGGCGAUCUGCCGAUCAACCAAAAUGUGGGCUUGAACUCCAAGUUCUCGAACAGCCGCGUAGUUUGUCAGAAAGACGAAUCAUAUUUCCCACGUAACGUCCCAAGCUUGGUGACAAGGGUCCAUCAGGCUACAAGGUUAAUUGCGAACCCUGAGAGAAACGCAACGCCCGAAAGCGAAAUGUUUCAAACCUAUGGCUAUCAACUGUCUGAAGCCAUAAAUAAGCUUUUGCCAACCUGGGCUGACUCCGAGAAAUCCUUAGCACAACUCCAGUCGCCUAUACGGCACCUGGCAACGGUACCGAAUGACAUUCACAAUCUCUCUGAAUUUACUUCUUUAUUGCAGCAACUAUCUCAACACUACACAGAUCAGGGAUUGAUGUUCACAAGCUUCAAGACAAUUUCAUCUCUGUUGCUGCGAGAGGCUGCUGAAGACUUGGAUAUAUUUUACAGUAAGUUAUUGCAGUGUUGGGAUUUAGUAACGACCAAUUCGGAGGCACUUACUAGGUGUGUCAUAAGAGACGCGGUUAUGAGCACUCUUCACUUUUGGAAGCCCUCGCUGUAUAGUGCAGUAGAGGAGAAAUUGCGAGAGUCUCUAAGUGGAUCGCAUCGAGAAAUCGUUGAUUCAUGGACCGAGGAAGACCUCCCGACCACUAUGACCCAAGAGAGCUCAGCUACAUUUGACCAAUCCCAGCUUUUCCAGGGCAGCCAGUCCCAAAUUCCUACAAUUAAAGCCUCGCAGGCUCGUUCCUCCAAGCGGACUAAGAGAACAGCGGCCGGCCUGACUUCUGGCAAAGUAUUGAAGGUCGCCUAUAGCCAACCGCUCUUCAACAAAGAAAAUAUGGCUGCGCCUCCACUGCUUUCGGCGACCCACCUCCCUAGUACUCUUCCGGAGACAAUGACUCCAGCGUUUAGUUUGAUGCAACCAGCGGGCAGCUUCUCUCAAUCACAAAGUUCUCAGAGGUCGAAGCGAAAGAAGAAGGUGGGAGGGUUCGGCUGA
Torulaspora globosa is the source of this 2682-nucleotide messenger RNA. It is a transcript of the gene RRN6, whose product is annotated as Rrn6p. Gene Ontology annotation, cellular component: RNA polymerase I core factor complex. The record is from RefSeq and is a predicted model, not a curated record. Bases 1 to 2682 code for a protein of 893 amino acids. Gene Ontology annotation, biological process: nucleolar large rRNA transcription by RNA polymerase I. The transcript has a single exon. NCBI's taxonomy places the organism in Eukaryota, Fungi, Ascomycota, Saccharomycetes, Saccharomycetales, Saccharomycetaceae. Gene Ontology annotation, molecular function: RNA polymerase I general transcription initiation factor binding; RNA polymerase I transcription regulatory region sequence-specific DNA binding.